AUCUUCAAAAAAAAAAAAAAUCGGCAACACGCAUGUUCUGUGCAGCUAAAUUCACUUUAGUAUUGUGUGGGAUGUACUGUGUACACUAUACUCUACUGCUUCAUUGACAUGCACUUUUUUUUUUAUCUCAUAUUCCAAAUAAGAUGAACUAAAUAAGCAAAACAACUUUCAUUGUGAUGUGUAUUUCGACACCACAGUUAAGUGAAAAAAAAUGGUGUAGAAUAACAGUGGUGCCUUGAGGUAUGAGUGACGCAAAGUUUUUUUUAGAUAUGAUUUCUUGUGAGUGCAAACUUGAGAUGCGAGCGUUUUAUGGUGGCAAUAAACUCAAUUCAACUCGCUUCACAAUAAGCAGCACUUUGGCAAAUAGUGAACUUCAUCAAAAAAGAGGUUUCAAGCUGUUUAAUGCCUCUUCUAGUUGAAGUUUACUGUCUACCUAAACAAAACAAAUAGAAUUACUUGGAUAUUUAAAACAAACUAGGUUGCCUUAAGAAAGGCCUGCUAGCUUAAUGCUAACUUAUAAUGAAAAAUCCCAUUGACAUGAAAAUUUUGCAUCGAUGCGACCCUAUCGAGGAUAACCGGUACAGAAGAUGGAUGGAUAGUCAUAGUUUUACAACCCUUUAAAGCAAUGUAUAUUGGGACACAUGGUGGAACAAUACACGUAGCCAUAAUAUAACAAUACUCAUAGGCAUAUAGUUUACAUCCUAUGGAAAAUGACUAAUAUUACAGCAGCUUGAGUAGAAGUCUUUUUCAUUUGUAUCUGCCUCCCGGUGGCCAAGUCGGGCACACCACAAGGAGCAGCACACUGAAUUGGAUUGCAGCAUUAAAUCAUGAUGCACAAACAGUUAAUACUUUACAUUCUUCUUAAGCGCAUGCGUGGUCAUGGAACAAAUUAAACCUGUAUCUCAAGGCACUGCUGUACUUAAUUUUAGCUCCACGUGUUUUGAGUAAUCGGGUUAUUUUACGGGUGGCACGUCUGCCUUACAGUUCUGAGGGUUUGAAUUUUGCAUUUGGCCUUCCUGUGUGGAGUUUGCAUGUUCUCCCCUGCUUGUGUGGGUUUUCUGAGGUUACUCCAGCUUCCUCCCACUCCCAAAAAAAAGAUGUUUGUUUCAUUGAAGUGAAUGUGGAUUAAUAGUUGUUCGUUUAUAUGUGCCCUGUAAUUGUCUGCUGACCAGUCCCGGGUGUACCCCGCUUCUGGCUCAAAGUCAGCUGGCAUAGGCUCUGGCUCAGCUUAACCCAUAAGUGAGGACAAGCGCUUUAGAAAAUAGAUGUGUUGUUGUCGUCUUUGCAUUAUUUCUAAAGUUUACACAAGCCCAUUCAGGCUUUUCUGCCAGAUUUGGCAUUCACACCCUCCUUCCCCUCUUCUUUACAUUUUCGGAAGAGCAGCUUUUAAAUGAUACACCACAUUAAAUGGGGCACAGGUUAAUUGACAUCUUGAGAUGGCCUCUCCUCCAUUACCAAAAGCUUUUAGUGUAGUUCCUCCCCUUCGGAAAAAUCCCACAGGAUUCCGCUGCACUGUGGUGUCGUGCAUCAGGCCAUAUUAACAAGGCAGGCGGUUUGCCAGUGUGCUCUAACGGGGGGAAGUCGGCCGACGACACUGGUGGUGGUAGAGAGGUUUGGGUUCAAACGCGAGGCUGAUGAUGCCUAAGUACACGGAGGUUUGUUAAAAGGUGGCUUAAUUCGAGGUUCAACAAGUUGGUUUUUAAGAUGCAGACACUCCCGCCGCACAUGUUGUCGGCAUCCUGGCACUCGGACUCCAAUUUCUGUCAUGAGUUGCUCUUCCUCCACUUCCUGUUGGCUUAUCUCUUGAGUAAACUCCUCCUGUUCCUCAUCGGUUUUGCUGCAUGUUGCCACAUUAUAUCACAUUGUCACUUCCGCUGUCAUCAACUUUCAUGGCUGAAUUCAAAAGAAAGAAAUGAACAAUAAUGGGAAGUAUCAUUGGAUAACUAGAAGAGAGGCAGCGUUUCAAGGGAAAAGUUGUAAUAGGCAGCGUGUUACCAACCUUUAUUGAGUUAUGGCACAUCCCACGAUACAAAAAGUCUACACACCCCUGUUUAAAUGCCCGGUUUGUGUGAUUUAAAAAAAAAUAAAAUAAAAAUGGACCAGGAUAAAUCAUUUCAAAGAUUGUAUAACCUGAACAAAAUAACAGAUUUUUUCCCCCCAUCUUUUCAAGAGGGGAAGUGAAAAUAAAUAAGACAGUUGCACCCUCUUAUGCGUAAUUGUGAUGUGGCUGUGUUCAGAAAUAACCAUCCAUCCAUUUUCUGAGCCGCUUCUCCUCACUAGGGUCGCGGGCGUGCUGGAGCCUAUCCCAGCUGUCAUCGGGCAGGAGGCGGGGUACACCCUGAGCUGGUUGCCAGCCAAUCACAGGGCACAUACAAACAAACAACCAUCCGCACUCACAUGCACACCUACGGGCAAUUUAGAGUCUCCAAUUCAUGCAUGUUUUGGGGAUGUGGGAGGAAACCCACGCAGGCACAGGGAGAACAUGCAAACUCCACACAGGCGGGGCCGGGGAUUGAACCCGGGUCCUCAGAACUGUGAGGCAGACGAUCUAACCAGUCGCCCACCGGUCUAAAUUCACUACAAAUACAUUUCAGAUGUUCGAAGUCGAAAAAUGUCAACCUUGGCAACUGUAACACAUUUUCCAAUGUGUUUGGAAGAUUUUAUGGUCCAAUGUAAGGAUGUCCACUUCUAUGCCUUUCUGUGACUCUUCCAGUCUCUCCAUAUCACUGUUGCAACCUACUAAUGACACUGUGAUACUCAGUUGGACAUUUGCAUUUAAAAGUUUAGAGGAGGUGAAAUUAAGGUUUCCAAGUGUUCUUGAUGAAAUGUAAUUGAUGAAAAUCCACCACUUCUUUUUUUUCUUUUUUUUUUUGUUAGGUGACACCAGGAAACCUGAUGUGUGUGUGUGUGUUUUUUUGGGGGGGGGCUGAAAAAUAUGAAUACAGUUAUUCUCGUAAGAUUAACUAUAGUGUCUUACGAUCACAUUUUCUUGUAGUUUCAGGAUAUUUUUUCUGCUAAUAUUACCCCUUUUUUUUGUAACAUUUGGUAUGUUUCACUGUAGUGCAGAGCACAACGUUUCUUCCCUCUGCAAGCUAUGAUCGAUGUAUACGUAUGUUCAUAGACGCUCUGAAGUUGCACGAGGACAAGGGGUUGCAUAUCACCUUUAUUUGCAUAAGGGCUAAAAACAAAUGGUGUGUCAUAUUUGCAUCAAUUUCAUAGUUUUCACUGGGGCAAUAACAGGAAGUCUAAUCGUCUACUUCUGGGAUCUUUGCCACCCCUCGUAUAAGCAUCAACGUGUUUGGUCACGGAUCGCAUUGCAAUGAACUGACCGCAAACAUAAUGGACCCACUUAAGCAAUGACAGUCCAGUCGAACACACACAUACAGUUCAUACGCUAUCGUUGCAUGACUACAUUAUCGCAAGCAUUAAUACUGCUGGUGCGCAUGAGUGUAUUGAGAAGUGGUCGUAUAGUAUGUCGCCGUUAUUGUCAAUUAUACUACUCUCUCUAAUGCAUUACAAUACAUUUAGAAUGAGGCCUUAUGAGGGCAUGCACACUUGGAAUCCAAUUUAUUUGAUUUGUACUUGUGCAUUACGCUACAUGAUGCGGUACAAGUGAUGUUUAAUGAUGACAAUUUAAGUGUUUGGUUUUAUCAUAGUGAUCUAUUUGAAGUGGUAGCGCUUUCUUGAUGUUUUCAAGUUUUAAGAAACUCUUCUCUUAACUAAGACGACUGGAUGGAAAUGCUCCUGUCAAAACGAUAAUGGAAGUACAAAAGGAAGACUAGAUGAACAGGAGAAGAGAUUAAAACUGUUCAAACAUGAAACUAUUUAAACAUAAUCUAAAAAUCAUAUUUGGAUGUGAUACCAGGAUGAAAAGCAAGUGUGACAGUCACCACGUGUCCACGAGGGUGUUACUUUUAAUUAUUUUAUUUUUUGGUACUUGUCUGACGUGUUUUUAUAAAUGUUCGAUUCCUUUGUCUGUGUCAAUUUACAAUUAUGAGGUAUGUAUCUCAUACAUUAUUGGCUAUUAUCAUCAUUACUAUAAUAUCAUUUAAACAGAAUAAAUGUUUAUAUAUUGAACAAAAAAAAAUGCAUUUUCCAUAUACACAAAAUGGUUAUUUUUCUCAAAUGUUUAAAAAUGUGUCAGGGAGCACCUCCCCCUUGCCGAGACAAUCCAUCUACCUUACAGGUGUGCUAUAUCAACAUGCUGUUUAGACAGUAUUGUUUUUGCACAAGUGUGCCUUAAGCUGCCCACAUUAAAGUGCACUCUAAUGUGCAUCGUUUUUUGUCAUUUGAUAACUUUUUUCUUAUUUGAUUUUAAUAUUUUAGUACUUUCCUGUGAUUGCCUGGCGACCAGUUCAGGGUGUCCAGCACACCCGCGACCCGGGUGAGGACAAGCGGUACGGAAAAUGGCUGGAUUGAUUUUACUAAUUUCAUUCAAGAUAUUAAGAUGUCAUUUUAUCUUAUUAUUUAUUAUUAAUGCUAAUUAUUUGUCUUUUAUUGUUAUUUCUUGUAAUGUUUCCGUAUUUCAGCAUUAUUUUGUCACCUUUUAUUUUCAGUUAUUUUCAUGUAUUUUACUUAGGCUUAUUUUAUACAUGCUGCUAUUCAUCAUUCCAUUUCAUUUGUUAUUUUAGUAUUUAAUUGCUUAUAUGCCCUAUAUAUAUAUUCAAUGAGGUUUUUUAUGUCAUUCUAUCAUUGCUAUUGUUUAUUAUAUUGUAUUCCUGUUGAAGUAUGUGUGUUUUCUGUUGUGCAAAUGCACUCUGGCACUGGGGGUUUGUGGUAAAUGGAGAAUGAGGAUAAAGAGGGAGGGACACUUUCUUCCCCUCAUUUGCACAGAGGAAGGGGAGGUCCAGCGAUGGAGUGGCAGAAGAAGAGGGACAACCAUCAGCCAUAUCUUCAAUAAAUCCCAGCUGAGCUCAGGUCAGUCUUCAAAGAGGAGUCCCCUUGUAUCAAACUGGCUUCCACAUCUUUGCCAUAGAAAUCUUCAAAUAUUUUAGUCCCAUACACCUGAGAAGCGGCCGGUGUUUUCCAGCAAGACCACCAUGGUGUGGGGCUGGGUCACGAACUUCUUCACCUACGAGACCACCAAAUCCGUGGUGGUCAAGAGUUGGUCGGUGGGCAUCAUCAACAGGAUCGUGCAAGUCCUGAUCAUCACUUAUUUUGUUGGCUGGGUGUUCAUUCAUGAAAAAGCCUACCAGGUGUCCGACACCGGCAUAGAGUCGUCCGUCAUGACUAAAGUGAAGGGCUUCGGCUACCAUCAAAACCAGCUCAUGGAUGUGGCGGACUACAUCUUCCCCCAACAGGGUGCAGCUGUGUUCUGCAUCAUGACCAAACUCAUCAUCACUGAGAAUCAGUUCCAAGGAAAAUGUGCAGAAACUGGGAAGAGGUAUAGCUGUAACAUAGACACCGACUGUGAACAACAUCUUGGUUCCAUCCUUACAAACGGGAGGAUUACAGGUGCUUGUCUUCACGGCGGUGACAGGUCCAAAGGUCAGUGUGAGGUCGAGGGAUGGUGUCCGGUCGAGAACGACAGCAUCGAGAUGGAUCCCAUGGUCGACGUGGAAAACUUCACAAUCUUCAUCAAAAACAGCAUCCGCUUCCCUCUCUUCAACAUCACCAGAGGAAACUUUCCAUCCAACGUGACGUCUGAAGAGAUAAAGAAGUGUAAAUACAACACUGAAACCAACCCCUUCUGCCCCAUCUUUCAAGUGGGCGACAUACUGAAGUACACUGGACAGAAUGUGGCUGGCCUGGCGAAACAGGGUGGCGAAAUCGGAAUAAACAUUGAGUGGAAGUGUAAUCUAGACCUGGACAUUGAGUAUUGCGUACCCAAGUACGCUUUCACCCGACUCGAUGCCCCUUUUGCCAAGAACGCUGUCUCUCAGGGGUUCAACUUCAGGUUUGCCAAAUAUUUUAAGACUCAGAACGGCACUGAAUAUCGGACACUGCACAAAGCUUUUGCCAUCCGUUUUGAUGUAAUGGUCACCGGCAAAGCAGGAAAGUUUAACACAAUCCCAACUCUGAUCAACCUGGUCGCUGCCUUCACUUCCAUUGGACUCGGUACAGUUCUUUGCGACCUCAUCCUCCUAAACUUCCUAAAAGGCGCAGACCAGUACAAAGCCAAGAAAUUUGAAGAGGUGUCGGAGGCUCAGAUAGAAGCGUCCCUUGUGCAGAGCCCCAGCAGCCAGAUAUCCAUCAAAGAAGGUAUGAAGAGCUCCUGCGACUCUGGAGCCCAUUCUCUGGCCACUGCUGACCAGCCUGUGUGACACAGCCAGGUGUGGGUUUUACUGUUCCCUCCAAUCAUUAAGCCUUUUCAAGACCGAGGAUACUGUGGAUUUUGUUCAACAAGCUUAAGGAAUUGUGUAAAGAUGGAAUUCGCUGCAGAGCGACUUCCUGGAGUAUUUACAGUAUGAUAAGCAAACGCAGAAGAAAACAUUCAAGAAACGUUCAUGAGUAAUUCUAUAUUUUUUUAUUUUUAUUUGUUUACUCACAAGAUACAAGCAAAAGAGCAAAAACAUGCACAAAACACAUUUUCACUCAAUGACCAAGUCACCAAUCUUCCAAAAUGUAAUAAACUGAGCUACAAGGUAUUCAACAUUAAAUGUAGCUACUGUUGGAAGUCUUCCUUACCCUUUCCUUACCCUUAUUGAACAACUCUCGCCACAACUUCCCGCUGCGUGUUCGUUGCUUUUCCAAUGAAAGAUAACCAAAGAAUGAACUCACAAUCAUUUCAAUUGCUCCAGAACUCAACAAGAUUACAAGAUCACAGACACGCACACACACACGGAACUAUUUCUUUAGCUAGAAUAUUUGCCCAAUUCCAACUCUACCGACAAGAGAAAGAUAGCCGAGUAAGAUACUAAAAAUGAAAAAUGUAGCUAAACUACAUGAAAGUCACUUUGGUUGGGUGAACCUGAUAAAAGAAAAGGUACGUUUUAAUAAAAAUGAAUUAUCUAAAGGGAUGUAGACACAUGGGGUAUGUUCGGAAAUGCACUCCUAGCACGCUCUGUACUCUCCAGACUGUUGGGAAACUCAGCGCGUUGUUGGACUGUGUUGUUUGGUGGGUUAUUCAGAGCGCACUCUGGACGCUCGGAUUGGGGAGACAGAGCGUCAGACAGUCAGGCAGAAUGACCAAGCAAGGCGCUUAUUUGUAAAUUCAAAGAAAGCCAGCGCGCUCUGCCUUUCAGAACACUUCACUCUCAGAAUAGAUUUAGGGCAUCAGAUUGAAUUUUUGAACGUACCCAUACCCAUUCCCAAAAACAUGUUGCAGGCUGUUGAUGUUUGCGGAGUUGUGAUGACUAGCCCAACAGUGCUCAAAAUAGUCUUCUGUAAUGGAAAUAAUUACAUUUACAGUUCACUGGUACAUUGGCUUGUGAAUUUAAUUCGUUCCGUGAACACGCUCGUCAUGUAAAUUACUCAUAUCGCAAAUGUAUACAAUUUAUACAUUUCCCCAUUGAAAUGAAUGGGAAUGCCAUUAAUCCAUUCCAGCCCUUCCCCAAAAAUAAUAAAUAAUAAAUAGAAUUGAACAGGUUCAAGUUGGGCACUUGUAAGUCAAGGUAGAAAUGUUAUAUUCAUCUUACAUCAUCUGCCAAUCGCAGGGCCCAUAUCAACAAACAACCAUUUGCACUCUCAGUCACACCUACGGGCAAUUUACAGUCUUCAAUUAAUUAAAACAGCCUACUAUCAGCUGACGAACAUAUCCAAAGUGAAGGCUUGCAUGUGCCAAGCAGACCAGGAGAAGCUCAUCCAUGCUUUUAUCUCAAGUAGACUUGGCUAUUGUAAUGGUCUUCUGACUGGACUCCCCCGAAAGAGCAUGAAACAACUGCAGCUCAUUCAGAAUGCUGCAGCUCGGAUUCUGACCAGAACAAAGAGGUCCGCGCAUAUUACUCCAAUUCUAAGUUCUUUACACUGGCUCCCAGUCAGCUUUAGAAUAGAUUUUAAAGUUCUGCUACUGGUGUAUAAAUCACUAAACAGUUUAGGUCCUGAAUAUAUGAAUGAAAUGCUAAUGUAAUAUAAACCCAGUCGGUCUCUGAGAUCGACAGACUCAGGUCAAAUAGUGGAGUCCAAAGCAAACACGGUGAAGCAGCAUUUAGCUAUUAUGCUGCACACAAAUGGAAUAAGUUGCCAACAGAAGUGACGUCAGCCACAAGUGUGCAUGUUUUGAACUCCAGGUUAGAAACUUCUUUUUUCCCAUGCUUUCUAGAGCAUUUCCACUUUUAAAUGAUAUUUAUUGCACUGUAGGCUGUUUUAAUUGUAUUUUUAUUUUGUUUCCUCUUUGUUUUAAAUGUUUAUAAACUGUUUUCUUUUCUUUGUUUUUAAAUGCUUUUAAUCAUAUAAAGCACAUUGAGUUACCUUGUGUAUGAAAUGCGCUAUAUAAAUAAAUGUCCUUUGCUUUGCUUACAGCACAGGCAAGAUUCUUUGAAACGUUGCCAUAGAAUUAAAACAAAAACUACUUUUGCUUAUUUAUAGAAGAAGGAAAAAAGGAAACAUUAAUAAAUAAUUAAAGCUGUUAUUUCAUUUGCAAGCGGUUCCGUUUUACAGGAUUUUUACGACAGUUAACGAUGAGCCCCCGUAACCUCCAUAAUAUUAUAGCUUCUCUUGUUUGCUUUGCUUACUUGAAGCCUAAUGAGGAGAAAUGUAUCACCCAUACUUGCAAGUAAGUCCUCUUCCUGACACAAAAUAAAUAUUCAUGUGUGUCUUCGUGUGUGCCUUUAUUGCAUGGACAUUGUGACUGAACCACACAAAAAUUGAGCUACUUCCAGC
This is a messenger RNA of Phyllopteryx taeniolatus (common seadragon), 8760 nucleotides long. It is a transcript of the gene p2rx3a, whose product is annotated as purinergic receptor P2X, ligand-gated ion channel, 3a. Gene Ontology annotation, molecular function: ATP binding; purinergic nucleotide receptor activity; extracellularly ATP-gated monoatomic cation channel activity. Bases 5040 to 6263 code for a protein of 407 amino acids. The transcript has 12 exons. The record is from RefSeq and is a predicted model, not a curated record. Lineage: Eukaryota; Metazoa; Chordata; Actinopteri; Syngnathiformes; Syngnathidae. Gene Ontology annotation, cellular component: plasma membrane; nuclear inner membrane. Gene Ontology annotation, biological process: response to ATP; monoatomic cation transmembrane transport.